This is a messenger RNA of Nicotiana tabacum (common tobacco), 12055 nucleotides long. RefSeq lists its product as uncharacterized. NCBI's taxonomy places the organism in Eukaryota, Viridiplantae, Streptophyta, Magnoliopsida, Solanales, Solanaceae. The record is from RefSeq and is a predicted model, not a curated record.
UUUUCCCAAAUACGCUAGGGUUCUUUUUUUUCAAACUUCUCUCUCUAGUCUCUAUCACCAUUGAUACACUGGUGCGGUUGUGCCGAUGGAAGAAAAUGAAAGUAGGGUAAGCGAAGCCUGCGAAGGUGGGGGUUCAAAUUAUAGCAUACCUAACACUGAAUGUCUCAGUCCUGAUGAAGCUCCAAAGAAAAGGAAAGUCAUGCAACCUAGAUCUGAUGCUUGGAACCAUUUUGAGAAGUAUGAUGAUCCUAGUGGAGCUAAAAAAGCAAAAUGUAAGUAUUGUAAAAAAACUUAUGCAGCUGCUACGAAAGGUAAUGGUACUACAUCAAUGAACAAUCAUCUCACUAAGUGUCCCAAAAUGCCCCGUAAAAUAAAAAAUAGUCAAACACAACUAAGUUUUCUACUAGCUUCAAAUGGGGCAAAUGAAGGGGUGCUUACCACUUGAAAAUUUGAUCAAGCACUUAGUAGGUGAGCUUUAGCUCAAAUGAUAAUUUUGGAUGAACUGCCAUUUAGUUUUGUUGAAAAUGAAGGAUUUAAGAAGUUUAUAGGAGUCACAAUACCUCAAUUUAAAAUUCCUUCUCGUAGAACAUUGACAAGAGAUUGUUAUGAACUUUAUUGUGAACAAAGACAGUUUGAAGAAGUCCUUCAAUGAAGCACGUCCAAAAAUCUGUCUUACAACAGAUACUUGGACUUCUAUACAAAGAAUAAACUAUAUAUGUCUUACUGCUCACUUUAUUGACAGCGAUUGGAAAUUGCAUAAAAGGAUAAUAAACUUUUGUCCUAUCUCUAGUCAUAAGGGUGAUGAUAUGGCGGCGGUUAUUACUAAUUGCUUGCUUGAUUGGGGUUUGAAAAAUAUAUUUACUAUAACGGUAGAUAAUGCUAGUUCCAAUGAUGUCACAGUAAGAGAAGUGUCUAAAUAAUUUACUACUUGGGGAACUAAUAUAAUGAAUGGUAAACACCUGCAUGUUAGAUGUAUGGCUCACAUACUUAGUCUCAUUGUACAAGAUGGGUUGAAAGAAAUUGGUGUUUCUAUCAAGAGAGUUAGACAAGCUGUGAGAUACAUUAGACUAUCUCCCGCUAGGAUUAGAAAGUUUAAAGAAUGUUGUGAAUCUCAAAAGUUAACUUCCAAGAGAACAUUAUGCUUAGAUGUUUCUACUCGAUGGAACUCUACAUACAUGAUGUUAGACACAACACAAUAAUUUGAGCUUGCCUUUGACAAAUAUAGUUUCUUUGAUACUGGAUUGUUGCAUCAUCUUCGUACCUAUGUAUGUGAAGAUGGAACUAGUGCAGGUGAUCUCACAAGUGAUGACUGGGAUAAUGUGAGAAUAAUGGUAAAAUUUCUUGAAGCUUUUUAUUUGCUUACUUUUAGGGUCUCUGGUUCUAUUUAUGUCACUUCUAAUAUACAUUUUGUUGAAAUUUGGGAGCUUGAUCUUAUUUUGAAAGAGUGAAUGGAACAUGAAGAUGCUAGUUUGAGAGAAAUGGCAAAAAAAAUGAAAGAAAAAUUUGUCAAGUAUUGGGGCUAACCUGAAAAAAUGAACAAUAUGAUCCUUAUUGCAUCAAUUUUGGAUCCCCGUAACAAGUUUGACUAUGUUUCCUUUUGCAAUUGUGAGGAUGUUUGGAGAAAAAGAAGGGAAGAAAUUGAUUGUAGAAGUGAAAAAUUAUAUGGAUUCUUUGUUUGAUUAUUAUGUAAAGAAAAAUUCAAAAGGAUCUACAUCUGCUUCAUCUGGAAACACAACAGCUACCGUGAGUAGUUAUGGUAGCUUUUUGAAAAGAGAAACAAUGAGAACGAAAUUGAAAUUUGAGAAACAUAAGGAAGUGACAGGAGGUUUAGGUGCUAAAUCAGAGUUAGAUAGAUAUCUUGCUGAAGAUAUUGAGCCUGAAACAGAUGAGUUUAAAAUCUUAAAGUGGUAAAAAAUCAAUGAGCCUAGAUUUCCCAUUCUUGCAGAGAUGGCUCGUGAUGUGUUAGCCAUUCCUAUUUCAAGUGUUGCAUCAGAAUGUGCAUUCAGUACUGGAGGUCGCAUUCUUGACUUGUUUAGGAGUUCGUUGACGCCUAAACUGGUGCAAUCUCUUAUUUGUCUUCAAGAUUGGCUUAGAAGUGAACCUAUGCCUAUUAAAGUACCCAAGUAUAUUUUGGACUGGGUUGGGCAAUGACCCAGUUAUUGACCUAAUACCCGCCCAGAUUCACCCCAAUCAGCCUAUUUGCCACCCCUAAUUUCUUAUUACGAGUAGUUAGAGCAUGUAGGUCCUUUUGAAGCCUUCGUAAUCAGUAUGGAUGGACCUUAAAUCUCCGCUCCAUAAGAGGUUUGCCCUUUCUGACAGAACAGAGAAAGAACAAAAAAAGGAUAAAAAGGAAAAGAUCACCAAAUAUAAAAAUUUUAAGCACAAUGUAGAGUGAUGUUACUUAUCGAACAAAAUAAGGGAAGCCAGCGUGAAAUUGCGUUUGGUGAAUGCAGACACGUCCGAAAAGCCAACCUAAUUAAUGAAAAGAGACAAAAAGCCACUGGAUUACUCGAAUAUUUUGAAACCCAGCGUAAUUAAUGCGCUAAUGAACGUGAACGUGACUGCUCAAGCUUCUGUCCAGCCCAUUCUAACGAGGCGGGCAUCUUUUUUGAAUGGAUAAAUUUUAGUUAAAUUCCCAGAAGUAGAAGUUGAUCGCAUGAAUGUAAUUAAAGGCCUACAAUAUGCAGUUGUUGGCAAAUUAUCAUACGGUUGGCCAAAACUGCAGGAGUUGUGCCGAAUCAUCCCCAGUCAAUGUGAAAUUAAAAGAGAAUGUAGUAUUGGAUUCCUUAGAGAUCGAUAUGUUUUAAUUAGAUUGAUGCUAUGGGAAGAUUUCAUCAAUUUUAUAUCGAAAAGCGCUUAUUAUGUUAAAGCCAAAGAUGGUUAUGCAUACCAAUUACGACCACUUAUUUAUGAUGCAAAAUUUAAGGCAAGGGAAGAAACUCUAAUGGCUAUGGCGUGGAUUUCUUUUCCAGACUUGCUGGCUACUUACUUUGUUAAGGAAUACUUGUUUUCAAUAGCUUCAGUUGUGGGGAAGCCGUUGCAUCUUGACAUGGCUACAAUUAACAAAACUAGGCCUAGUUGUGCAAGAGUCAAGGUCCUAGUUGAUUUGCUACCAGAGUUACCUAAGAAGGUGCGGAUGGACAUCGAAAAUGAGGCUACUUGUGAUGUCAGGAUAGAGUGGGUAAGAAUUCAAUAUGAUAUGUUACCUAAGUAUUGUAAUGAUUAUAGGUUACAAUGUCAUAAUGAAAUUGAAUGUUGCGUAUGCAUCUAGAAUUAAUGGAGAAUAAGGGCUGUGAUAAGAGGGUUGUUAAUGAUGAAGACUAGGAGAGAGGCAAAGAUAAAUCUCCUUUGAUGAUUCUCACAAGUGAAAAAGUAGUAGGAAAUGUAGGUGAACAAUGGAAGGAAGUUCGAGAUAAUCGAGUGAAGAACAGAGCCAAGCAAAGUCAGGAACAAGAAAAAACUUGCAAAGUAAUCGUUCCAGUUGAUGGUACAGUUCAACAAGUUCAAACAACUAACAACUUUGCUAUUCUUGAGAUAGAAGAAGGAGAUAAGGAAGAUAAUAACCAGCUGGUCUUGGUGGAAAUUAGUAAUGUUGAUCGCAGUCAUAAGGUAUCUCCUAGGGUGACUAAGAAUGGUACUCCAAGAUCAGCUAUCAAACUAAAUCCUAAGGCAUCUGUUUUUAAUCCUAAUGACAAAGGGAUUGAGACUGUUUGUCAAUUACAAAAGGAAUCUACUACACAAUGGGUGAGUAGGAAUUUUGGAGGUGGUUUAGUUUCUACCAAUCGUUCUUGCCAGCAAAUUCCAUCGCAAACAGUUGACACAGCAAAGUCCAUUGCAUUGCUUAUGGAAGAAGUGAAACAACAGGCAAGUGGGGGGAAAUUAUGGAGUGAACAAAUUGAGGAGGAUUCUGAGGAAGGUGAAAUACCUGAUGCAAUGGAAGAUGACGAUAUAUCCACUAAAUAUGAGGUAGAAGAAAAACAAGGUGUUAAUGAGAAGGCCAAGGAACAUAUCAGUAACAAACAAAUUCAGUGUGAAGAAGGCAGCAUUGCAAGUAGAUAUUGUGAUCCUAAUUUGAUGCAGAACCCUAACCAAACAACAUGUACAAGACAUUCAAUUGAUCAGGUGGGCUCAGUGGAUCCAGGAGAAACUAAUGGAGUUGAAACAAUGUUGAGAAAUGAGUCUGAAGCUGAAAACAAUACAACUUUGACACAUACAAAUGAUGAGCUAGGGGGGACAAGUAAUAUAAUGCAGAAGGAUCAGAUGGUAAGCUCUACUGAAACUCAAGAAACUGCUGGAAAGGAGAAGGGAUGUGAAACUCUAAUUCCUAAACAUGUGAGAACCGAGCUUGGAACUCAAGUAAACACCAAGGAAUAUGUGGGGAUUUUGGGCACAGAUGGUAAGGAUCUGGAUGACGAAUCCACAACACAAAACUUCCUCAACAUAGCUAGGCAAGGAGAUAUAUCUCCAAGGCAAAUGGAGAAAGGGAAAUUAGCUGGCCGUGGAAGGAAAAAGUAACAAAAGGAUAGCUCAAAUGUACAAACAGUUGGGAUUCAAACGAGAAGGAACCAAUCUAAAUCUCAUAAUUAGAUAUGAAUGUAAUCAUAUGGAAUGUGAGAUCGGUUAACACCAAAAAAGCCUUUACUAGGCUUGUCAAUAUGAAUAGACAACAUCAUUUUCAAUUUAUUGGAAUUAUGGAGCCAAUACAGCAAAUGAGGAAGUUGGAAAGAUACAGAAGAAGGAUAGGCUUUGCACAAGCCUUUGUUAACAUUACCAACAAACUAUGGGCUUUUGUAGAUGAAGAUCAUAUUGUAGAUAUCUUAUUUGACAUGGAGCAACAACUAACUAUGAAGCUGACCAAUGUUGAUACCCAUAAGAGUUUUAUUGUCACGCUGGUAUAUGAAAAAUGUACCGCGAUAGAAAGGAUUGAAUUAUGGGACUCUCUGUAUGCCUUAGCCACAGUUAUGACUUCACCAUGGCUUGUAACUGGAGAUUCUAAUGUAAUAUGGAAUGAAGAAGAGAAAUUUGGUUGACUGUCAGUAUCACUGAAUGAAGUAAAUAAUUUCCGAUAUUGUGUUAACAAAUGUAAUUUAUUUGAUCUUGUUUUCAAAGGGAGCAUUUAUACAUGGUGGAGUGGUAGAGCGGAGGAAGAUUGUAUUUUUAAAAGAUUGGAUAGAUGUUUAACUAACACUGAAUUCCAACAAAUGCUAGCCAGGAUAGAGGUCACUCAUCUAUCAAAAAUAGGAUCAGAUCAUUGUCCUCUACUGCUGUCAUGCAACCCUACAACUGUGCCAAUUAAGAAAGCAUUCAGGUUUUUAAAUUUUUGGACCAAACAUCCAUCGUUUAAGGAAGUUGUUAAAGAAAAUUGGUGUGUUGUUUUGCUGGAAAUCCAUUCUUUGUUUUUAAUCACAAGUUGAAAAGGCUGAAGCGAGCUCUAUCUCUAUGGAGCAAAGCUACCUAUGGUGUUAUUUUUUAGAAGAUUGCAAGCUUAGAGGAGGUGGUAUUAGUGCAUGAAGCUCAGUUUGAACACAACUCAUCGCAAUAGAACAGAGCAAGGUUACAAAAAAUACAAGCAUAAUUGAUAAGAUAUUUGGCUUUGGAGGAGGAUUUCUGGAAACAAAAAAUAGGAAUGUCUUGGUUUCAAGAUGGAGAAAGAAAUACACACACAAGUAAAUGGAAGGAGGAAGAGAUUGCAUCUUAAACGAAUACAAAAGAGAGAUGGGAAUUGGAUAGAAGACAAAGAAACAAUGGCUGAAGAGGUAGUAAACUUUUUCAAGGAACUGUUUCAUGAAGAUCAGGUUCCUACAGCUUUUGGCAUUAUCGAUCAUAUACCAUCAAUGGUAGAUUAUGAACAGAAUCAGGAACUAUUGAAACAACCUACAAUAGAGGAGGUAAAAUGGAUUGUUUAUGGGCUUACUAGAGAUAGCGCAGGAGGACCUAAUGGCUUUAUAGGUUUCUUCUUCCAUGUAUGUUGAGAUAUAGUAGGAGAAUACAUUGUGGAGAUGGUGAAAGCUUUCUUCAAUGGACAUGAACUGCCUAGAUCCAUAACUCAUACAAAUCUGGUACUGCUGCCAAAGAAGAAAGAAGUGAUUUCAUAUUCAGACAUGUGACCUAUUAGCCUCAGCAACUUCAUAAACAAGGUGUUUUCCAGAGUUAUUCAUGAGAGGCUAGUUGGCUAUCUUCCUAAUCUGAUAACAGAUGAGCAGGCAGGCUUCGUGAAAGGCAGGAUCAUAGUGGAAAAUGUUUUGCUAACACAAGAGAUGAUAUUAGGUUGAGAACUAAGGCUGGUCCAAACGUGAUGAUCAAAUUAGAUAUGACAAAAGCCUAUAAUAGGCUAUCUUGGUUGUUCCUGACUAAGGUUUUGAGGAAAAUGGGAUUUGGGGAAAGGUUCAUUAGCCUGAUUUUUGACAUUAUAUCAAAUAACUGGUAUUCUGUCUUGCUUAAUGGAUAACCAUGUGGAUUCUUCAAAUCAACAAGAGGUGUGAAGCAGGGUGAUCCUUUGUCGCCAACAUUAUUCAUUCUUAUUGCUGAAGCAUUGUCAAGGGGAGUAAAUGCAUUACAUAUGAACCUUUACUUUUGUGAAUUUGGAUUGCCUAAGUGGAACCCUAAGAUUAAUCAUCUAGCUUAUGCUUAUCAUACAAUCAUAUUCUCAUCCUCUGAUGCUACCUCGUUGCAAUUGGUGAUGGAAGUCUUGUAUGCAUAUGAAGGUGCUUCUGGUCAGUUGAUUAACAAAAGCAAAUCUGCCAUAUAUAUGCAUCACUCAACCAGUACACAUGUCGUGCACAAGGUGGAAAGGAUCACUGGGAUAUCCAAGAAGGAAUUUCCAUUCAUGUACCUUGGUUGCCCAAUCUUCUAUUCCAGAAGAAGGAUAGACUACUAUCAAGGUCUCCUUAACAAGGUGUUAGACAAAUUACAAGCAUGGAAAGAUAAACUUCUUUCUAUAGGAGGUAGGGUUGUCUUGAUCAAAUAUGUUCUUCAAAGUAUAACAAUUCACCUCCUUUCAGCAGUAAAUCCUCCUGCUUAUUUGAUCAAAAAAUUGCAAAAGAUCUUUGCCCAGUUAUUCUGGUGUAAUUCUGUUGGUGGCUCGAGCAGACAUUGGCAUCAUGGAACACAUUAUGUAUGCCAUGUGAGUAGGGGGGAUUUAGAUCUCUCGAUGAUGUUUCAAAGGCUUUGUUUUGCAAACUGUGGUGGAACUUUAGAACAAAACCUACUAUGUGGAGUUCAUUUAUGUGUCAAAAAUACUACAAAAAACUCAAUCCUAUGGUGGUACCAUGGAGGGAUGGAUCACAUGUAUGGAAGAAAAUGCUCGAAUGCAGGGAUUUAGUUGAACACCAAAUUGUGUGGCAUACGAAAAUGGGAUCAACUCUGUUCUAGUUUGAAAACUGGACAAGUUUGGGGGCUUUGUAUUUCAUGACUCCACCUGAUUUCUUUUGUGAUGAAACAGUUCAUAAUGUGCAUGAUGUAAUGCAAGAUGGACAGUGGGAUGAAGCCAAAAUUAGAGAAAUAUUGCUAGAGGAAAUUGCCAACCACAUACUUGAACACACUAAAGCACCAGUGAUACAUGAUGUACUGGAUAAGCCAUUUUGGAUGCUGGAAUCUAGGGGAGAUUUUAGUGUAAAAUCAUCUUGGGAAUAUGUGAGAAGGAGGCAAGAACCAUGCAAUGCUUAUAAGAAGAUUUUGGUGAAAGGUUUACCAUUUAAAAUAGCUUCUUUAUGUGAAAAUUAUGGAGAAAUAAGCUACCACUAGAUGACUUUAUCAGAAGAUUGGGCUAUUUGAUGGCUUCUAGGUGUUGGUGUUGUAAUAAUUCGAUGAAGGAAAUAAUGUAACACUUAUUUUUCACGUCCUAUGCUGCUAGAAGAGUGUGGUCGUAGUUUUUGCCAAGUGCAGGAAUUAGGAUAGAGGAGCUUACAUUUCACCAAGCUAUAAUCAAGUGUUGGAAUGCUGAUGUAAUACCAAGAAUACAGCCUAUAAUUCAGGAAAUGCCACCCAUUAUUGUAUGGGAGUUGCGGAAGAGAAGGAACAACUACAAAUAUGAAGAUGGAGUAACUGUGAGUAGGGUCAUUUACCAGGUAUCUAAUACACUCCAAUCACUUGUCAAAUUUAGGAAGCCUAGCCUACUUCACGUACCUCACAAAUGGCCAGAUUUAGUUACAAUGAUGGAACAAUAUCUUCCUAAGUUGAAGAUUACUAAGGUGUUAUGGGAGUUCCCAACAACAGGAUGGAUUAAAGUGAACAUUGAUGGGGCUUCUAGGGGCAACCCUGGGAGAAGUGCUAUUGGCUUUGUUCUAAGGAAUGAAGAGGGAUAUAUGAUGUAUGCGUGUGGUAAAGAAAUACCUGAAGGAACUAAUACAAAAGCAGAAGCUAAGGCCAUAGUUCAAGGUCUUAGAUUUUGUAUUGAACAUGAUUAUAUCAUUAUUAAUCUGCACACAGAUUCUAUGAUAAUGAAGAAUGCAGUGAAAGGAGAGUGGUUUGUUCCUUGGUCUGUCGCAAGAGAAGUGGAGAAAACCAAACAACUAAUGUCAAGAUAAAAUGUUACAAUAACCCAUACUCUUAGAGAAGGAAACAAACUGGCAGAUCAUCUUGCUAACUAUGCACUAGAUAUUGGUCCCAUUGAGAGCACUUGCUUUGGUGAGAUGGAUAUUCAAGAAAGGAGGAUCGUGAAUGAUGAUAAAUCUCAAUGUCCAUAUUUAAGAAUAAGAAUUGCAGGAAGUUAGGAGGUGAGGAAGAGAAGAGCACAAUGGGGAGGAGGUCCACUGGAAGUAACAGACUCGAUCACCUUGAUCAAACCCUUAGGGAGGAGGCCAUGGGGGACAAUGUUUAUACUAAUGUUGUUUUAUGUUUUGUAGGGAAAGUUACUGUAUCCAUGCAUUACUAUCUGAUACAAGCUAAAUGGGUGGUAUUAGCACCCUGUGCUCAUUCCCUUGAAGGUGUAUUAGUCGUAAGUACAAGCAUGGAAUCGAGCUUGGAGACAAUUCGUCAAAAGAAAAUUUAGCAAAUGGACAGUGUCAAAUUAGCCGUCAACUAUAAGAAACAAUUGCUGAAUAUCCAACCCGAGAAAGUGUUGUAUAUUUGCGUACUAGCAACAGGUAUUACAACCAUAACAAAGAUUUAGAGAUACAUCAGAUGGCUGCCCAGAAUUUUGGCAAAGGAAUUUGCACGAUGUUAUGGACUUUGGAAACAAAUUAAAGGAUCUAUACAAGUACUGCGGACUAUGAUCUCAAUACUUCCCACAUAUCCAACAUCCAAGAUUUGGUUUUGUAUGAAAUAUUCAUUGAUCUAUAGCUAGCGCUCACACAUAAAUGGAACCAAACAAUACAACAUCAUCAUAUCACACAGGAAUUCAACAGUGGGAUUUCUUCCAGUCACGGGAGAUUCUGUUAGGUGGAGGAACAAUACAGAUACACAUAUGGUAUUGAAACAUUAUAUGAACAGGUUUGCCACUUGGGAAUCAGGGGAACUCUGGAGAAUACUAACAUGAUACACGAUGAAGGGAAAAUAUGGACAAAUGAUAUCAACAUGGGCAAGCAGGACUUAUAUGAAUGCCUACGACAUUGUGCUCACUAUGAAAAAGUGGCAUUGGACUACUCCUUUUGGGUCAGCAAUGGACAAUCCGAAUACUUAGGUGGACUACUGGACUCUAGACAUCAGGAGGAAAAAGUAACGAUAUGGGAAUGGACUGGUAGAUGCAAGGAGAUGCAAGACAUGAAGAGGAAAGGCAAUGCAGUAGAUAUUGCGAUAACACAUUAUACUCGAUAUGUGGAUGACCAGAAGAGCUACAACUACAAAGAUGAUGCACAUGGUAUUUGGGAAAGGAACACUAUGGCUACAUAACUGGUUACAUUAGGCUCGUAUCUAUUAGGGCACAGGGAAGAUGGCCAAACAUACAACAAAAGAAGAUUACAUUGUGAUAUUUAUUAUCGAAGACUUAGCAUGGCUAGUUUUUAUAAGUUGCUUUAUUAUAUUACAUUGUGUAAUAUUAGUGUUGUGUACUACGCUCAACACUGAUAAUAGGGGCUAUGUACUUGUCAAAUUUUAUUUCUUUCACUUUGUAAGACCCCUGACAUUUGUUUUGUUCUUUCUUUUUGAGAUAUUUAUAUAAAAACUAGCCCUAGACACACUGUCUAGUGGAUUACUAAAAAUAAGUAUCUCUAUUAUGCCCCGCAAUAUGGUAGGUCGAUCAGAAAUAUCAAUCUUGGAACAUAGCAGCUCAACAGAGCUACUUGGAAGAGGUUUUAUAAGCAUGCCAGCUAGUUGCUCCUUCGACAAAACAUGAGCAACCUGAAGAAGACCUUGCUGGACUAAUUUACGUACAAAAUGAUAAUCAAGUUCAACAUGCUUCAUACGAAACUAGAACACAGGUUUAGCACAAACAUAUGGAGUACCAAGAUUAACAUAGCAGAUGACAAGUUCUGAGAGGGAGUAACAGAUAACUCCUCGAGAAGAUUACGCACCCAAUAAAGUGUAGUAGUAGAGGGAAUGGCUCUAUAUUUUUGCCUCCAUCGAAGAGCAAGUCAAAACUUAUUUCUUGGAACUCCAUGAGAUUGGAUGACAGCCAAAAAACACAAUAUAAGUUGUAGUGGACGAGCAACCAUCACGAUCACCAGCCCAAUCAACGUCAGAAAAGGCAUGAAUCAAGAGAGGAUAAUUUUUCUAAAGAAACAGACAACGAUCAGAUAUUCCAAUCAAGAUAGAGCAAAGCACAUUUUACCAUGGUCCAUUGAGUUGUCGUGGGACAGCUUGUAAACUGAGACAACUUGUUGACUAUAAAGGCAACAUCUGGGCGAGUAAGAUGCAAAUACUGCAAGCUUCCAACUACAUUCCUAUAUUUUGUGGGAUCUUCAAGGGGAGAACCAUCUUUAGAACCUGGACAUGAGCCAAUAGCAGUAGGUGUCCUCAUUGGUUAUGCAUCUGCCAUGUUGGUUCUUUCAAGUAUCUCACAAUUAUAUUUCUGUUGGUUAAGGAAUAGACCAGUAGGCGAACGAAUGACUUCAACACCCAAAAAAAUUUAGAUCACCAAGAUCUUUUAUGGAAAAUCGAGUACCAAGCUAUUUGAUAAAUUCUUUAACAUACCGUGAGUAGUUGCCAGUAAUUAUGAGAUCGUCAACAUAAAUAACAAGAUAGAUAAUAACUCUAGCUUUUGCAAAGAUGAAGAGACAAAGAUCACACUGAGAGUAAUGAAAACCAAAAGAUAAAAGAUAAGCUUUCAGUUCAUCAUACCAGGCACGUGGAGCCUACUUCAAGCAAUAGAUAACCUUAUGUAACCGACAAAUAUGAUUGGGAAUUUCUCAUUGACAAAUCCAGGUGGAUGAGUCAUGUAAAUUUCCUUAGAUAAUUGCCCAUGUAAAAAUGAAUUAUUGAUAUCCAAUUGCCCAAGAGGAGAAAGAACUACUCUCACUGUAGUAUACUUAGCAACAGGAGAAUAGGUCUCAAAAUAAUCCACACCAGGCUGUUGAAGAUAACCUUUAGAAACCAAUCGAGCUUUAUAACGUCCAAUGCUCUCAUCCGAAUUAUACUUAACAUGAAAUACCCAUUAAGAACUCACUAGUUUGGCAUGAGGGACGAGUGGCACAAGAGACCAAGUACCUUAAAUUUGUAAUGCUUCAUUCAUAGCCUGUCGCCAAUUUGGAUCUUUUAAGGCUUGACGAACAGUGCGAGGCUCUAUAGGUUUAGGUAAGGAAGAAAACUAUUUUGGCUUGGUGAGGUUUUUGGUUGCUAGAGGUAAUGGAAUUGAUUUGGUUAAUGGUGAGACCUGGGAUAUAUUGGGAUUAGCAGAAUCAUGAACAGUAGCACUAAGACACAAUUUCUGAAUAGGUUUAUGAAUGUUAUUCUUUGAUCGGGUAAUCAUGGGAUGAGAGGGUUGAAUGGUCAAAUUUUGAUUUGCACAUUGGUGUUAUCUGCCAAGGAGGAUUCAGCAGAAGGUACAUAGGCAGAACAAGCACAUGAUGAUGAAGAAAAAGAGAUAUACCUGAUGACAUAGACUCCCAAUUUCGUUUGAUAAAGAAGCAUUGCCAGGUGCACCACUGGAAUAUGUGGGACCAAGGGGCGCUGGAGUAGAGGU